Trichoplax adhaerens is the source of this 1401-nucleotide messenger RNA. RefSeq lists its product as uncharacterized. Bases 1 to 1401 code for a protein of 466 amino acids. Gene Ontology annotation, biological process: protein phosphorylation. The transcript is spliced from 11 exons. Gene Ontology annotation, molecular function: protein kinase activity; ATP binding. Gene Ontology annotation, cellular component: plasma membrane. NCBI's taxonomy places the organism in Eukaryota, Metazoa, Placozoa, Uniplacotomia, Trichoplacea, Trichoplacidae. The record is from RefSeq and is a predicted model, not a curated record.
AUGGAAAGAGAAUUACCUAUAGAAGAUAAAAGACAUAGCACGAGUAGCAAUAGCACUAUCGAAUCAGAACAAGGCUCACUUUCUGCAGAUACCCGCACGUUCCCUAGAUUUGAAGAGAUUGAAUAUGAAUAUUCUAAUGAAUUUGACGAAGAUGAAUCUACUCCCAUCUGUUGCUGUUGUCCUUGCCUCAGAAGAAAAUCAGGACUAAAAAAUUCGUCGUCUAAACAGCUACACUUAAAUAAGUUAGCUGCGAAUAAACUCAUGCUAAAGAAGUUCAAGAAAAAUUCUUAUAGUGUUUCGGAAAUAGAAAAAAGUUAUGGUACCGUGGAUACAUCUUCAAGUGAUAGUCAAGAAGAUAAAGAGCAGGAAUUGCUUCUUGUACCAAAUUAUAUUGAUAAGAUUAGGGAAGCAACUUAUCGACGCGAACGUGCUAAAGGUCACAGCAACAUCUAUAAAUCGCGAUUUAAGAAAGACAGAAAAGAAAAUGAUAUAUAUCCGCCUCCUUCUUCAAUAAAAUCUCAAGAAAAUCUGGAUUUUAAAGAUCAAAUUAACGAAGAAAGCUUACUUAAUCACGGAUAUUAUGGCUCAGUAUAUAUCGUUAAAUACGGUAACGAUAAAGCGAUACUCAAAAAAUGGGGUAAAGAGUUUACAACUAUUACUGAGGAGAAUAGUAGCAUUGUUGAUUACCUGUUGACGUUAAACCAUCCAAACAUCCUACCAAUUCAUUGUUACUGCGUAUCAGUAGGCGGCGUUUUAGAAAAAUUUGCAAUAUCUUCUUUAAGAUCUAGAAUAUCGAUAGAGGCAAAAGAAAAUAUUUUUAAUGCCAUCGAACGUCUAAAAUCCUUAUUAGGUACAAUAGAUGGAAUCAUUUUCUUACACAGUAAAAAUGUUGUUCACAACAACUUGACAAGCAAUAAUAUCUUAUUGGAUAUGGAUGGUACUGUGAAGCUUAGCCAUGGAUGCAUGGAAAGUAUUAUUUUAAGUCAUGGAUAUCCAAUCGUUAAGCGUCCUCUAAGAAAAUAUCCAGAAAAAUUAGGUUACUUCAGUACUAACGCCAUUGCGAACGAUAUAAUCAAAUCGAAUGAUAUUUACAGCUAUGGCGCCGUUCUACUGGAAGUGAUAACUGGUGAGCUUCCUUAUGCAAGUGACAGAGAACCGAUUUUACUGCGAGAAUUACUGAAUGACUUCGAGAUAGCGAACUUGAAAGAUUCCAGGAUCAGAUGGCCAAAGUAUCGAAAAUCAUUUAAAGGAAUUACACAUGUAAAGACUAUGAGGAAAGAUCUACUAAAUUUAGCGAAAACUUGUUUAAGACAAGGUACUGAAGUAAAAAGUGCAUCAGAGGUCAAAGAAAUAUUGAGUGACUUAAUCAAGGAGUACAACAUCAAAGGAUUGUUCAGUUGA